Messenger RNA from Coregonus sp. 'balchen', 4750 nucleotides. The record is from the annotation of a GenBank genome assembly. NCBI's taxonomy places the organism in Eukaryota, Metazoa, Chordata, Actinopteri, Salmoniformes, Salmonidae.
AUGGCUGUCAGGGCAUCUUUCGAGAAGAACAACGAAAUAGGCUGCUUCGCCAAAUUAACAAACACAUACUGCCUAGUUGCAAUUGGCGGGUCAGAGAACUUCUACAGGUAAGCGAGAUGUGGCAUCUUUUAUCGAGAACAGCAUCUACCAUUAACGUUAGCGAAGACGGGUAUCUCGUCGCGGAACGCUAUAUUCCAGUACUCCGCAAAAUAUGUUACGUUAUCAGUCCUCUUAACGGUUUUCGAAAGAAAGCGUUUACGCCAAACGGAAAGCGGUUUGUAACGAAAACGAGAGUUUAUCCCCCCAUACAUAAACAUUUAUGCACGCAUGACUGUAAGUCGCUUUGGAUAAAAGCGUCUGCUAAAUGGCUUAUUAUUAUUAUAUUGGACAAAUUCAGGUAUGCCCCUCUCCGUUCCGUUUGGUUCUUAAACCGUUUCAGUUUCAAGAUGUAAUGAAUACCUGUUUCCAGUCACCUAAUCCGGAAAGCUUGACCAGUCAGUACGGGUUGCAAAAUGUGUAAACAACUAAAAUAAACUUUUAAAUCAAAAUUUUCCGACGCUCACUCCCUAGGACAUACUCGGUAGUAGUUGCCACGCGAGAUUACCGCGUGAUCCGAGAUGGCGGCGGACUUUAGGGAGAUACAGUAUGAAUUGAAUUCGGUGAGCUCUGGAAAAGUUGUAUUUCAAUGUUUGUUCAUUUUUAGUGGUUCACACAUUUAACAACCUCUAUUGACUGGUAAAGCAUUCCGGAUUAUAGAUGUGCCUUUGACGCGAAACGUUUUUCGGAAACAGGUAAACCAGUGGGCUGGUAUAUAUUUUGUGGGGUAUUUUUUUUAAAUGUAACCUUUUAUUUAACUAGUCUAAGGUAUGAGGAUAUAGUGUUCAGCGACAGGAGACCAAUAUAAUGGUCUACCAAGCAUUGAGGCUAAUCGGCACUACAUUUUGAGAAUGUUUAUGACAUGAGUAGAAUGGUAGAUGACUGAAGUUAUGUAAUACCACAAGUGUUCCUGGUGUGAUUGUAUGACACUAACAAAGUGGGGACUACUGGCAACUAGAGGGCUGCUGAUGUCAGAUCCCAGGUGCAAUUGCCUACCGUUGUGCCCUUGAGUAAGGCACUUAACCCCAUAACUAGCUGCAUGGGUGCUGCACUGUGGCUGACCCUGUGUUCUUCUCAGUGUGUGUGUCUGAUUGAAAACAGAGCAUAAGAGUAAAGUUGUAUUGAAAGCUUACAUACUUACAUACAGUAAUGUCAGCCUUCUCUGGGGAGUGUUUGUUAUAAAAUCAGCAUUGUUGUCAUGGUAACAUGCCAUUUAUGAUUACAGUGUCUUUGAAGGCGAGUUGUCCGAAACCAUCCCAGUUGUACAUGCCUCAAUAGCAGGAUGUCGGAUAAUUGGAAGAAUGUGUGUGGGUGAGUAUGGCUCUGUAACAGAUUAACAUUGUAGGUCAAACAGCUAGAGACUGCAAGUGCACAAAGAAACACAAAGCAAUGUCAUCAGUUCAACAGGAGAAUGGAAUACUUAACCUUUUCACGUGUGAGUUCCAAAUAUCUCUAACGUUCCCCCCAGCGUGAAUUAUUUUCUGCUUGUGAUGACCGAAUGCACUCAAUUUUCCAAAAUGUGAUUUGUUAUGCAACAGGACAGUUACCUGAGCUGCCCUCAAACCAAGGCACGCUAUUUUCUAACAACAGAUUGAAUUGAGGUGUGUUCCGCCUCCUCGUUAAUUCAAAUAAGAAGUAGCCCAUUUCACUGUUACAGACAAUUUAUGGUUGAGGCUUUACUGAGCCGGACAAACUUCUCUAUUCGACAAGAGCCCAAGCACUUCCCCAGUGUUUCCCCAGAUCAAGUAUGAAGACAUUGCACAUCUCUAGUCAGAAUAGGCCUUUCACAAACUUUUCCCCCCUGCCGCAUUGCCUUUGUUGUUUUCCUUACAAAUAAUAACUUUGGAUAUGUGUACGUUCAUAUCAAAGUAAGUGCCUUAUUUUCUGUAUAUCACGUUGUCGUUCCUACUGUAGCACACCGUAUGUAUGGAGCAUAAUGUAUUUGCUGUUUUAUUCAAGUUUUCAAGUACUGGUGACAAAUCAUGCAUUCCGAUUCUUGCAUAGAUUGUAAUGGACACAUGAUGUCUGUAAAAUACUUUUUAGAAGGUUGUAUUGAUUAUGACGAGCUAAGCUAUUUGCCAGCUAUGUGUGGCGCCAUGUUUGUUGACAUACAAUGCAUUCUGGUUGUCACGUAAGCGUCUGUCAGACCAAAGAUGUUGUAAAAAUGAGGUAGAGGGAUAGUUCACUCGACUGACUUAUGCUGCUUUCAAGACAACUGGGAACUCUGAAAAAUACGAGGUCAAAUCAUGACGUCAGUGAUCUUCAGGUCGGAAUGUCGGAGCUCUAGAAAGAGGCCUGAGUUCCUGAGUUGGAAUUCCGAGUUGGAUGACCGUUCAAAGAUUUUUCCCAGUCUGAGCUAGUUUUUUUCCCCCCAGAGUUCCCAGUUGUCUUGAACGCUUGGAAGUCUGAGAUUUCCCAGUUGUUUUGAAUGCGGCAUCAGAUUAUAACUAUGGUAUCUCAGGGUUGCCAGCUCAGAUCCAGUGGUUUUAUUUGUAUUUGGCGUAUAAACCUCUGCAGCGUAUUUCCUGCAUCAUAUCCCCCAACGAUACCUUCCCCCAUUUCUACCCUCCAUGUACUUGAAAAUCCCCCACGAAUGAAAUUAACAUUUUAUUUGCUUUGUGAUUGGUCAAACGGUAAACGACUUGUAAAGUCAUGUGCUCCGGUUCUUGUAUACACUGUAACAAGUACAUUGAAGAUUUGUAAUAUGCUGAAAAGUGGCCAAACUUGUUCAUAUUUUUCAGGCAAUGAGCAAAGCCGUCUUUUACUUUGUUUAUUUGCGUCUUAUAGUGAAUGGCAUUCUGGAAUUGGAGUUUUUCGCUUGUCAAACAUAAACAAACAUGGCUGCCAUCAUAAAGAAUUUAGCUGCUGUUAGCUUAGCUGACACACAUCUCUUUUCUAAACAAUAUUACAUUUUUCCCUUGUGCUCACCAGAGAGAUUGUAAACAAGUCUAGCUGUUCGGUCUCUAACUUACGUUUUGUUUUGUCAGCGCAACCUGUUCUUUAGACUGGUUUAUGGAAUGUGUUUGGCUGUGGAUGUGUUCCGUGUGAUGUUUUGGAUGAUCAAGUUCGCAUUUAUCUUUUACAAUAAAAGGUGAAAUUGAGGAAUAAAGUUGUGGACUUAUUUCCCAUCAGUACAAAACAUUGUCUAGAUGCUUUUCAGACACGAAUGUUGCAUCAUAUGUUCUGUUGGCACUGUUCCAAUCACAUAUUUGCGAUGGUACGCUGCAGGGACCACUCAACAAUGCUCAUAAAUGUUAUCGUAUGCGCCCAAGGGUUAAUUACGCUUUAUGUAAUAGACUAGGACUGUACUUGAUAUUUUAUGAAAAUAUUUUAGGUAAUUGACUGUUGUGAUAAAUACAAAUGUACAGCGAACACUCAACUACUUCUAAUUGUAACUUUGCGCACCAGGGAAUCGUCAUGGACUCCUGGUGCCCAACAACACCACGGACCAGGAGCUGCAGCACAUUAGGAAUUGUCUCCCAGACACAGUCAAGAUCCAGAGGGUAGAGGAGAGGCUCUCAGCACUGGGGAAUGUCAUUGCCUGUAAUGACUAUGUGGCCCUGGUGCAUCCUGACCUGGACAGGGUGAGGGGAAACGAUGCGUAAUUGCCUGGAUGUCUAAACAUUGUCCUGGGCUAGUAAAAGUUAUGAGUGGAUAACCAGUCUGACUAGCUGCUAUAUACCUUAAUUCGUCAGAAGUUAUAUUUCCCUUGUUUGUAUUCGAUUACAAUGGGUACUCUACAUUUUCAAAAGCUAAUAUUUAACAGGUUAAAUUUAUGACAAUGUCAAACCAAAAGAUGUGUUUGGAGUGCAGUGCAAAUAUUUUAUGUUUUGAGUUGUAUCAGAACAGCCAUUCAUUGGAACAUACAGCAUACUCCUAACUUUGCCUUCAGCCAGCCACAUUUCACAUUUUUUAAAUGAAAUGAUUUUCACGAGUACUCUUAACACAAAUUAUUUCAAAUGCCCAUCCCUAGGACAUUGUCUGACAUAGGGGAUGUUAACACACUUCCCAUGUUUGUUUAGGAGACAGAGGAGAUCCUGGCAGACAGUCUGAAGGUGGAGGUGUUCCGUCAGACAGUAGCAGAGCAAGUUCUAGUGGGGAGCUACUGUGCCUUCAGCAAUCAGGGGGGACUGGUACACCCCAAGACAUCCAUAGAAGACCAGGAUGAGCUCUCCUCCCUACUCCAAGUGCCUCUGGUGGUGAGUGAUAGUGGUCAUGGUGCUGCUUAUGGUCAUUUCUACUAUGUUCCUAUCCCAUACUACAAGGCUUUUUAUGUAGAUCUAAAUCAAUCGGAUAUGUAUAAGCAAUGUGAUAAUACGUCUACCUUGCCCUCUGAUAGGUUAGGUGGACAGUUCUCCACAUUGUUUACAUUUUUAGAUCUACUGAAGUGCCAGGGGGGGGGGGGGGGCACAUUGCAUCAAGUUGGUGAUGAGUGCUUGAGUUACUCCCAACUCUCUCUGUCCGCACUCCACAGGCAGGAACGGUGAACCGUGGUAGCGAGGUCAUCGCCGCAGGGAUGGUGGUAAACGACUGGUGCGCCUUCACUGGGCUGGACACCACCAGCACAGAGCUGUCUGUCAUCGAGAGUGUGUUCAGACUGAGCGAGUCUCAGCCCAGCGCCAUCGCUACCACAAUGAGAGACUCUCUAAUUGAC